Messenger RNA from Pochonia chlamydosporia 170, 708 nucleotides. RefSeq lists its product as hypothetical. Lineage: Eukaryota; Fungi; Ascomycota; Sordariomycetes; Hypocreales; Clavicipitaceae. Bases 1 to 708 code for a protein of 235 amino acids. The record is from RefSeq and is a predicted model, not a curated record. The transcript has a single exon.
AUGUCGGACAAAGAUCCCGAACCAUCGCCACCCGCGCCCGACACGGCAGCCAGUCCAUCUGCACUACCAGCAGAUCCAGAAACACAAUCACAGCACCAAUCCGCCGAGUCAGCAUCGCCCGCCUUCGAACCUCUCUUCACCCUCCUCACGAAUGUCACCACCGGCGCGACAAUACACCCCCACGUGCAAUACCUCUUCUCCGACGACGACACCUCCGUCCUCUCCCAACCUAGCGAUGAUCCCGACCACCGCACACUGGUCGUCGACCUCGUCCCAUCAGGAAACACAUGGUCCAUCCAAUGGGCGUCCAGCCUCAACCCCGAUUUCGCAAUAACUAGCUCCCAGCUCGCUGUUCAGCGGAACGACGACCCCGAGGGCGACUCGUCCACGAUGCUCCGACUAGAAGGCGUAGAACGGGAGCCGCUAGACCUCAGCGGUGGCAGCCGUCCCAACAGCCUGCCCAGUUCGGGGAGCGGCGCCAUCGGCCGCGAAGACGUCGACUCACUAGCUAGGGAAUUUAAGCGCCGUGCGGGCGUGUUGAAGAAAGUCGUGGGAGAGGGCGAGAAGAGAAGAGACGUCAUCGCCAGACAGGGAAGUCAGGACGAGCCGGAGAUGGAGACAGAAUCGCCUGGUGACGCGGAAUCUGCAAACCAAGUACCACCAGCAGCACCACCAGCAAUAGGCUACGAAGAUGAAUUCCCGGGCUGA